Messenger RNA from Harmonia axyridis, 2003 nucleotides. It is a transcript of the gene Mau2, whose product is annotated as MAU2 chromatid cohesion factor homolog. Gene Ontology annotation, molecular function: double-stranded DNA binding; protein binding. Bases 131 to 1903 code for a protein of 590 amino acids. Lineage: Eukaryota; Metazoa; Arthropoda; Insecta; Coleoptera; Coccinellidae. Gene Ontology annotation, cellular component: chromatin; SMC loading complex. The transcript is spliced from 10 exons. The record is from RefSeq and is a predicted model, not a curated record. Gene Ontology annotation, biological process: mitotic sister chromatid cohesion; maintenance of mitotic sister chromatid cohesion.
AUAGAAUUUCAGCUUUGUUUAUGUUAGAUUUCAAUUAGAGGAAUGAUUUACAAAAAAAUAUUAUUUACUUGAAUUAGUUAACAAGAGCGAACAUGUAAUUUUUUAUUUCAACAAAACACACUUAAAUGAAAUGGCAUCUUCUCAGGAUGCUUGGUAUUUGUCCUUAUUAGGUCUUGCCGAAUAUUUUAGAACUUCUAGUACACCUAUGAUAAAGCAAUGUAUCCAGUGUCUACAGGCUGUUUUCAACUUUAAACCACCACCAAGAGUGGAAGCAAGAACUCAUUUGCAACUAGGAAAUAUUUUAUUGACUCAUACGAAAAAUAUAGAUUUGGCUAAAAAUCAUUUAGAACAAGCAUGGCACCUUUCCCAAGUCAUUAAUACUUUCGAUGAUGUAAAAUUUGAAGCUGCAAGUGUUUUAUCGGAAUUGUAUGAACAACAACAACAAAGUGCUUUGUCAAAGCCAAUCCUAAGGAAAGCUAUUGAGUUAUCCCAACACAGUGUAUAUUGGCAUUGUAGGCUUAUAUUUCAACUAGCUCAAAUUCAUGCAACAGAAAAAGAUUAUCAACCAGCAAGUAGUUUGCUCAGUGUUGGAGUAGAUUAUGCCCAUAUUUCAAAUGCCUACUAUACAAGAGUUUUAUUUUUAUUGAGUAAAGGAAUGUUAUUGUUAAUUGAUAAAAAAAUACAAGAAGUACAAUCUAUUUUAAGUCAAGCAGGUCAUUUAAUUGAGAGUUGGACAGGAGCACCAUAUCAAAAAGAAUAUCUUAAAGUUUAUUAUCUUGUUUUACAGGUUUGCCAUUAUCUUAUGAGUGGACAAGUAAAAAGUGUCAAACCAUGUUUAAAGCAAUUACAACAAAGUAUUCAGACAAUUAUGGGAAGUGACGACAUUUUUACCGGACCUAGUGCUGGAGAUAUGUUUUUGUGGAUGCCAAAGGAGCAUCUUUAUGUCUUAGUUUAUUUAGUUACAGUGAUGCAUAGUGUUCAGGCUGGUUAUAUGGAAAAAGCUCAAAAGUAUACAGACAAGGCUUUAAUGCAAAUAGAAAAAUUGAAGAUUGUUGACAAUAAACCCAUUCUUUCAACAUUUCAACUAAUGCUAUUAGAACAUAUCAUAAUGUGUCACUUGGUGAUGGGCAACAAAACGCAAGCACUUCAAGAAAUCUCUACCGUUGUAAGUUUAUGCAGACAAAACCCACGAUUAUUGGAGUGCCACUGGCCUCAAUUACACACUCUUCUCGGAUUAUACUCAAUGAAUAUGAACUGCAUGGAGGCAGCAGAAGCACAAUUUAUGGUUACUCUUAAUAUACCUAGAGAUAAAGAAUUGUGGACAUUUGCAAAUCUCAACUUAGCGAUAGUUUAUUUAAGGACUAAAAGGGAGGCUGAUUUUAAUGCUUUGCAUGACAGAAUCAAUCCAGAAGCAUUACCAUCUCAUUCACAUAGUUUGAAAGCAGCAGCAUAUUAUGUACAAGGACUUCAUGCUUUUUUUCAAUGUAGAUAUAAUGAAGCUAAACGAUAUUUACGUGAAACAUUAAAGAUGGCUAACUCUGAAGAUCUUAAUAGGCUAACUUCGUGCUCUCUUGUAUUGUUGGGACAUAUAUUUCUAUCUCUAGGUAACAGUAGAGAAAGUAUGAAUAUGGUAACUCCUGCUAUGCAAUUGGCAAGUAAAAUACCAGAUGUCCAUGUACAAUUGUGGGCUUCUGCAAUUUUGAAAGAUCUCUACAGAAUAUGUAACGAUAUGGCGAACGAGAAUGAAGCAUAUCAAAGGCAUGUUCAUUUUUCACAAAUGCUGCUCAACGAUCAUUUCCAAGCUUCACAAAUGUCAGAACACAGUCUUAUAACAUGGACUCAGGGUAAUCUUCCUCCUCAGUUGCCAAAUGAGGGACCGUGUACAUCAGGAGUAAUGUUAUAGUAUUAAAUUUAUUUAUGUAAUAUUUGGGAAUUGUAUAAAUUAAAAACAAAUUUAUAUUGAAAGAAAAAUGUUUUUAUAUUAAAAUAAUUUAUAAAAGAAA